Molecule: messenger RNA, 1693 nt
Organism: Glycine soja
Lineage: Eukaryota; Viridiplantae; Streptophyta; Magnoliopsida; Fabales; Fabaceae
Exons: 9
Coding region: 20-1381 (453 amino acids)
Molecular function (GO): protein binding
Source: RefSeq, a predicted model, not a curated record
AGAAGCGUUAUAUGAGAGAAUGAAAAGAAAACCCUUUGCGCUGGGUGGGUCCCAGUCCUACGAAGCUCCUUUGUACUUCCCCUAUAAGUACAUGAGCACCAGGCAUUCUCCGUCUCAGUCCUUUUGGCUAACCAUGGAGCACUUCAACAAUGACGAUCUCGAAUACAUCGUCCACUUCCAAGACGAUUUUCCGACGACUGAUACCACUUGUUCGGAAGCCAGAAACGGGAAAGAUAUUCAGGGAAUCCCCUGGGAGAGGCUUAACUAUAGCAGAGACAAAUACCGUGAGACCAGACUCAAGCAAUACAAAAAUUACCAGAACUUCUCUCUCUCUCCUCACCACCUCCACAAGGAGUGUUUCCAAGUGCAGAAGGGGGAAACUUUCUAUGACUUCUUCUUCAAUACCAGGCUUGUCAAAUCCACAAUUAUCCACUUUCAGCUGAGGAAUUUGUUGUGGGCAACUUCAAAGCAUGAUGUAUACCUUAUGCAAAAUUAUUCAGUGAUGCACUGGUCCGCAUUACUACAAAGAAGUAAAGAAGUGCUUAACGUAGCCAAACCAAUUAUUCCAACCCUUACGCAUCCUGGAUUCUUAGCUCAGCCUGUCUCCAGAGUGCAAAUAAGCACCAUGACUGUUAAGGAAAAUCUGAUGGUGGCAGGUGGUUUCCAGGGUGAGCUUAUAUGCAAGAAUUUGAAGCAACCUGGAGUUCUAUUCUGUGGUAAAAUAACUACAGAUGGUAAUGCCAUAACCAAUGCCGUGGAUGUUUACCGCAAUCCAGCUGGGUCGUUGAGGGUAAUCACAGCAAAUAAUGAUUCCCAACUUCGGGUUUUUGAUGCAGAGAAUUUUGCUUCUCUUGGUUGUUUCAAGUAUGAUUGGUCUGUUAAUAACACUUCUAUUAGUCCGGAUGGAAGGUUGUUAGCUGUUCUUGGGGACAGUACUGAGUGCUUGAUGGCUGAUGCUAACUCUGGAAAGAUUACUGGGAGCCUAAAGGGGCACUUGGACUACUCUUUUUCAUCAGCUUGGCACCCAAAUGGACAAAUAUUGGCCACUGGGAAUCAGGACAAAACAUGCAGGUUGUGGGACAUAAGAAAUCUUUCACAAUCUAUGGCUGUGUUAAAGGGAAGAAUGGGUGCAAUAAGAGCACUAAGAUUCACUUCGGACGGACGAUUUUUGGCCAUGGCUGAACCUGCAGACUUCGUCCAUAUUUUUGACUCACAUUCAGGUUAUGAACAAGGUCAAGAGAUUGACCUAUUUGGUGAGAUUGCUGGCAUAUCCUUUAGCCCAGACACAGAAGCUCUAUUUGUGGGUAUUGCUGACCGAACCUAUGGUAGCUUGUUAGAGUUCAACAGAAAACGUCACUAUAAUUACCUAGACUCGUUUUGAUGGAGUGGAGUGCCUCAAGAUGUACAGCAAUCUACUCCAUGUGCAUAUCCACCAGAGGAUUUCUAAAAUAGGUUUAAAAUAUAUAUGGUGAAGUGUUUUUCUAGGGUUAUUUUUCUGUUGAAUUUAGUGGAGAAGCAAGUUGUAAAUUUUGGCUCUAGGAAGCUAUUUUUGUUUCUUUAAUUUCAAUUUUAUUAGCGAUAGAAUAGCUGAUUAGUCUUGCCUUUGUAAGAAUUUCCUUGCAUGCUAUUGUGUAUUAAAAACAAUAGCAAUAUAUUGCUUUAAACUUAUUUUUCCCAUACGAUCUUCCUGUUC